This is a messenger RNA of Teleopsis dalmanni, 543 nucleotides long. RefSeq lists its product as uncharacterized. Lineage: Eukaryota; Metazoa; Arthropoda; Insecta; Diptera; Diopsidae. The transcript is spliced from 2 exons. Bases 156 to 479 code for a protein of 107 amino acids. The record is from RefSeq and is a predicted model, not a curated record.
AUUGCAAAGUGCCUAGGGCAUUACGAAGCACAAGCGAAAUACAUAAAUUCUUAGACCCAUUUGAUGCAAUUGAUUUCAAACACCAGCGCUAUCAUUUCAAGGAAGCACUAUUCCCUUUCCUGAAACCGAAUCUUCUAUUUGAACAAAGAAAAUUAAUGAGUUCAAUCAAUUGGAAACUGCAUAAGGAAGCACAUAAAAGAUACUUACAUGAAGAACAACAACGCACCUCCUUGUACAAUGCAAUGUUAAAAUAUAAGGAAUAUCCUAGAUACUUUCCGUUUAUGCAGAAAAUGUGUGGUAAAGUUGAGAAUAUUGAUUUUGUUGAAUUCUUCCGAGUUAUGUACAUCAAGAAAGCUGCUGCUGAUGCUAAAAGAGAGAAGGAAGAACUCGAAAAAGCGCAGGAGGAAUUACUGAUAGGUCCAAGGAGAAGAAGAUUAAUGUCCGAGUGCCAUCGUCGAAGUUUGAGAUCCCAUUAUUAAAAUUGUUUAGUUAUAAUUUAUAAGAAAUUGUUUAUAUUUUCUAGUGUUAUUUAAAAGCUUUGUU